Arctia plantaginis is the source of this 243-nucleotide messenger RNA. NCBI's taxonomy places the organism in Eukaryota, Metazoa, Arthropoda, Insecta, Lepidoptera, Erebidae. The record is from the annotation of a GenBank genome assembly.
AUGUCUAGCAGAGACAUUUAUUAUUCCGAGAAAUACUAUGACGAGGAACAUGAAUACAGGCAUGUGGUGUUACCCAAGGAGAUGGUGAAGCUGGUACCCAAAAACCAUUUGAUGUCGGAGCAGGAGUGGCGAGGCAUUGGAGUGCAACAGAGCCAGGGCUGGGUGCACUACAUGACACACCAACCUGAGCCUCACAUCCUACUAUUUAGGCGAAAGAUGACAACCCCACCAGAAAAAAAGUAA